UUGGUGUUUAAAACCCACAGCUGCGCCACAUCAACUCAAAUAUUAACAAGAGCAAUAAGGAGACUGCAAUAUAUUUUUUGUUGUGAACAUUUAGUGUGUGCCUUUAAUAUGGGUAAGGACUAUUACAAGGUAUUGGGUGUGUCGCGGGAUGCAUCGGAAGCAGAAAUUAAGAAGGGCUACAGAAAAAUGGCCCUCAAAUAUCAUCCCGACAAGAACAAAUCGCCCAAUGCAGAGGAUAAAUUUAAAGAGAUCUCGGAAGCUUAUGAUGUGCUUAGUGACAAACAGAAGAAAGAGAUCUAUGACAAGUACGGUGAGGAUGGGUUGAAGGCUGGUGGCGGCGGCGGGGGUGGUGGUGGCAAUGGCGGGGCUCAUUACACCUACCAGGGCAACCCCAGGGAAACUUUCCGAAUGUUCUUUGGUGACGAAAAUCCUUUCGAGAACUUCUUCAGUUUCGGUGGGGGUCCACAUGGCCAAGGGCAAGGGUUCAGAACAUCGCAUUUCGGACCUGGAAUGAGUGGCCAGGAAUCUAUGGAAACCGAUGAUGAUCCCUUUGGAUUUGGAGGGUUUGGUGGUGGUGGUAUGGGGCAUGGUAUGCCUCGCAGAAAACACCAGGACAAUGCUGUUGUUAGAGACUUACAAGUGUCACUAGAAGACAUUUACAAAGGGUGCACAAAGAAACUUAAAAUUACCAGAAAAGUUCUGAACCCUGAUGGUAGAUCAACAAGAAUGGAGGACAAGAUAUUGACAAUUGAUGUAAAGUCAGGUUGGAAAGCUGGAACUAAAAUAACUUUUCCAAAAGAAGGUGACCAAACACCGAAUAAUGUACCAGCAGAUAUAGUGUUUGUGAUAAAGGAUAAGCCACACCCAAUGUUUACCAGAGAUGGUACUGACAUCCGGUACAAGGCAAAAAUUUCCCUAAAACAGGCAUUGUGUGGAACCACAUUACAAGUACCCACCAUAGACGGUCGGAAGAUUCCUCUCCGGUUGCACGAGAUUAUCAAGCCCAACUCCGUAAAGCGUAUUCAGGGGGAGGGCCUUCCUCAGCCGAAACAGUCAUCACGAAGAGGGGAUUUGAUUGUGGAAUUUGACAUUAGUUUUCCUAGCAAGAUGACUUCAAGUGCCAAAGAAAUCUUAUCAGACUGCCUGCCAGAUUCUUAGAGGCUUGGAAUACAGUGUUGCAUACAUCGUUCAUUUCUUUUUCAUUUGGGCAUUGUGCAUGAACUUGUGGAACCUCUAAGAAGAUCUCAUCACAAAGUUCUUGCAGUUUCGCAAAACAGCAGACAAGAGAUUUUCAUAGUCCCCAAUGUUAAUAGUGGAGCAAGAACAGCAGUUCUGUAUACGUAGUAUAUGCUUAUCACAGAAUAGGAUAUCAUUGACAAUUUUAUGACUAUGAGAAUCGGAGCUGUUAAAUUGUUUUCUGUGAAGACAAAAAGAAUGCAAACCUAUAUUAUUAUACCGGUAAUAUGAAAGCAUAUGAUAUUUCUGUGCUCAUUUUCGACAUUAUUUGUAGAAAUUGUUUAUAUGGGUGGUUAAAAAAAGAGAUUUUUUUCUUCUUAUUGUCAAUGUCACUUAUUUUUUUUCUUGUUUUAUUUAUGUAUUUUAAACCACCCUAAUAAGAGACGUAAUAUGUUGACUAAAUUGUCUCUUAUUUAUAAGUGGUCUGACCAGUUUCACAAUGUUAAUUUCUGUGCCUAAUAUAAAUGUAUUGUCAACCAUCUUUAUGGAUUGGAAGUUGGCGACAUAGUGAAAUGCUUUCUUGACUUGCUUUAUGUUUAUGCUGGCACUAGCACAAGACCUCUGGCACUGUACAUUAAAAAGUCUCAAUUCAAUGACUAAAAUGGCAGUGUUUAAAGGGUUUGAGACCACUUAAAGCUUUAUGUCAUUUUAGUUUGAAUAUGUAUUGAUUGAUAUGAGUAUAUUUAGUGUCUAUUGUUGUUACUUUGCGUUGACAUGAUGUGAUAUACAUAUUGUUUAAUGAGGUAAAUCAUCAUUGUUUGGUUCACCGUUGUUAUAUGAAAGAAGAGAAUACAAUUCGAAAACUCA
This is a messenger RNA of Mya arenaria, 2043 nucleotides long. Its product is annotated as dnaJ homolog subfamily B member 5-like. Lineage: Eukaryota; Metazoa; Mollusca; Bivalvia; Myida; Myidae. The record is from RefSeq and is a predicted model, not a curated record. Gene Ontology annotation, molecular function: protein-folding chaperone binding. The transcript is spliced from 2 exons. The coding region runs from base 109 to 1158 and encodes 349 amino acids. Gene Ontology annotation, biological process: negative regulation of transcription by RNA polymerase II. Gene Ontology annotation, cellular component: cytosol.